AUGUUUUUGCAAUGGAUUUCCUGGUUAAGACUUCUCGAUCAUAAUCCUGAAAGCAAUGUUCUGGCUAAAUUUCCUUUAAAUGUUCGAAAGGUACUUAUUUCUGAGAUAACCCAAACUUUGCUCCAAACGCAUGAUCCAAAUCUUUUGUCAUCGAUCACUCACGUUAAAUGGGUUAUGGAAGCUGUUGGUCAAGGAUUUGCUUUACCUUUAGAAGACAUGUCUAUUAUUACUGCGAAUUCCAAGGAAUUAUAUUCACAAUGGUUAUUUGAACCAAAUUCUAGACCUGCUGCCAUUAGAAAUGCUACUGGACAACAAGAAGAACAAGAAUUUUGGCAGAUAAUAUUUCAUCAUUAUUCAUUAUUAUUUCAACCUCGUUAUCAAACUCCUGCUUCUAAUAUUUCAACACCUACAACUCCGGGAUUCCCUGCAAGUAGCAAUCAAAUAACAACGAAUUGUACACAUUUACAAAAUCAUAUUGAAUUAUGUAAAGGUGUUUUGAUUGUUUUAACCAUGGCUGGCCGUACUUUAGGCCCUCAAUUCUCUGAAGAAACUUGGCUUGUGCUUUUGAAGGUGGUUUUGGGAAUAACCGAUUGUUUACUUCAUGAACCUAUCUCUACUACGACGUCUGAUGGAAAUAUGGAUAAAAAAACUGCUAUGACUAUGGCUGAUGAAUUAUGUGAACAUUUAUUAAGAGUACUUUUUGAGUUAUGGCUAAGAUCAAAAAUUCGUAAAGUUGAAAUGUGGGAUAUUUUUAAAAAAUGUUUUAAUCAAUGGACACAUAGACAUCAAGCUCUUCUACAAUGGAAUGCUACCACUUUGGCAUUAACUCAACGUGUUGUCAGAUUAUUAUAUGGCCCCAAAGAAGGUGCUGAUAUGGUUAACGUUUCUGUGGGUGGUUAUAAUGUUGGAUUAGACCUUCCAACUGAUUUUGUAUAUUAUGCUUGGCAUAGAAUGGUUUAUUUAAUAAAUAAUCCAUGUACAUUACCAUCUUCAAACUUUUCCUCGGCAAUUUCGGGAAUUGGUAAGGUUAUUGAAGCAUUUCAAAUAAUUGGUCAGCCAACUAUCCAUAAAUCUUCUCAACAAGAUCAACAAGAUUCUUUUUUUGCAAUACCUGAUGGAAACACAAUAUUACGUAUGUUUGGUCCAUGGUUAUUUCAAGCUUGCAUGAUGAGUCGACCUGAUGCGGGUACUCAGCUUGGUCGAGCUGCUGCAUUUGGUAUCCUUUGUAGAAUAUUCUGUUUACCUCAGAAACGUGAAAAAUUUUUACACAAUUAUGUUACGCAAUUCUACCUUGCUUUAAUUGAAGGUUUGCGUGUCGAUAGUUGUUUACCUACAAUAUUGAUAAGCACAACAUCGCUUUUCGCUACUGAAUUGGAAGGCGUAAGAAUGAUGGUACCUGAUUUUGUGGUUGGAAUUAAAAUGGUUUUACCAAAAUUGGCACCGGGCUUUAAAAUUGAUGUACCUUUGGAAGAUUUAAGACUUGCAGCUAUAAGAGUAGCCAGUACAAUUAUGUGCUUACCAAACCAUUUUGAAAAAGUACCCAUGAGAGAGAAUUGGAGUAUUGGGUUGCAUCAAAAUGGAGAUAAACUUGUUAGUAAUGAUGAUGAAAUUAUGGUCAACGAACUUAUGCGUGUUCUAUAUUCUGAAGAUGAGAGUGAUAUCUCUAAAAAAGAAAAUAAACCCGAACCUUUCACAGCCCUGAAAUUUUACAUACUGGAACUUCUCCUUAAAUCUUUAAAAACUGAAAAGUCGACAUAUAAUCUUCGAUAUCUUCUUCAUUUAAUAAAUGUUUACGUGGUUGAAGAUGUAGCAUUUUGUCCCGGAUUAGUUAGUCUCGUAGUAAAAUCUAUUCAAGAAAAGGUUUUGACUAUGAAUCUUCCUUCUGAUGUAACUUUAUAUGCAUUUGACGUUCUUAAAGACUUUGUUGGGUUGUAUGAAUAUGUCCAGCGAGACAGCAAAAAUUGUGCUAGAGAAUUGGUUUUGGAAUUUUGCCGUUAUAUUGACACAAUGCUUUCAGGUGCAUAUGGUGGAUUGUCGAUAACAUUUCAUUUAGUCGAAAAAGCAUAUGAUUGUAUGAUGCGUUGGAUACUUGUUGGUCAGUGGAUAGUUGGUGAUCGUGAUUGUCAUGAGGCUGUGAUCUCGACAAUUAGUAAAGGCAUUUCAAUAGUUCCAAAUAAUGAUGACGAUAAUGCACAACAAAGCUCUCCUGCCGAUAAGAAAAAGAAUCGUAAAGAUCCAAUUCCUAAUAAACUUUUUGCACCACGAGCUAAAAUGUCUACGGCCAAUAACGAAAGCAUAUUGCAAGCUGGUGGACAAAAUCGAUGUGGGAAAAAGGGGGAAAUGGCCGUCAAACUUGCUGCAGAGAUCGCAAUGUCUCAAUUUGUAAAUCAUUUAGGAAACUUUCCUGCUUGGAGUGACCAUAUUGGACCAAGCAGAGUUUCAACUCUUUUUAAUGAUGACUUGUUACUUGCUAAAGCACGGAUCGCAGAAUCGAAUGUAGGAUCUAUUCCCGAGUUAGUUAGGUAUUUUUUGGUUGAUGGCCGAGUUGUAAUAGGUUUUGUAGAAAUACCAAAGCAUCCGGUGUGGAUAAUUAAUAAUGAUCCAAAGACUUUGACUGCGUCUGACAAUUUUGAAACGCCUGUUGAAGCAGGAACACCUGUUUCAUCUCCAGGAACUCCAAAAGCUCCAAUACCACAAGAAUAUAUUCAAAAAGAAUUAGAUGAAACCGAUGACUGCCCAUCUGUCAUUAUAGUUAUGCGGGAUAGCACAGGAAAAUACUCGUGGGAAUCGCAUAUGUGCUACAAACCACCUAUUGGAGAUGGCAGUAAAAUUCGUCCUUUAUCACCGGAAAUAGACAAAGAAUUGCAUGAGCCAACUUUAUUAUCUCCUUUACAAUCAAUUCCAAUUUUACGAACAGAAACACCUCCACAUUUUCUUUAUGAAUCACAUGGAACUAAGGAUCAAUCUUUUAUUAAACGAGUUGCUUGUUUUAACAAUGAUCAAAUACCUACCGUUGAUAAUAUCUUUGAAGCCGGGUGUAAUAGCUGGAGAGCUUAUCGUGAAGUCAAAAAAUUAACAAAAAGACAAAAGGAAAUAGAGAAGCAAGCUUUUGAAGAAAGAAGGAACGCCAAGUUUGACCACCAAAGCCCGCAAGUGUUUCGGUUAUUUAUGUCUCAUAUGGGCCUGAUAUCUUUAGAGAAUCGACAUCGUGUAAUACCAUUAAAAAUAUCAGAGAAGCUUAUUGGUGAUCUUGAAAAAUUGGAUUUGUUGAAUGAGCGUAAUUGUCUUAGUGCAUCAGUUUAUUAUAUCCAAUCAGGUUCCGAUCAUCUUGAACAUAUUAUAAAUCCACCUUCUAUAAGUAAAGAUUUUGAAAGAUUUUUAAACAGUUUGGGAUGGCCGGUUUCAUUAGACACGCAUUCAGGCUACAAAGCCAAACUAGACUCAUCAAUCUGUAAAACGGCACCAUAUUUUGCAGACAGAUCAGUUGAAGUUAUAUUCAAUGUUCCAUAUCUUAUUAAAGCACCUAACAAUGAUUUAUCAUCGGAUUCAUUGUCAAAUCUUAUCAAAAACAUUUUUUCUGAUGACUUAGUUUGUAUAGUAUGGGUUGAUGACGUUUUAUCAAUGCAGAGUGCACCAUCAAAAAUUGGCCAAUCUGCACUGGUGUACAUAUUUGUACAUCCAUUACAGAACGCUACAGGACUAUAUUGGAUAAGAAUAAUUACACCCUCCACACCGCAUUCAAGCAUUGGUUCUGGACCUAACAGCGAAAAAAGAACGGGAAAAGGAAAAGUCAACUGGAAUUCCGAUACGCCAAAAUUAAACGAAAUCCACCUGACAUUCGGACCAUUAGUUGAUGGUAUGAUAGUGAGUCGACAUACAAUCGGUUCACUUGUACGGAACACUGCCAUAUCGGCCCACGAUGCAUGUAGGAAUUUUACAGAGACUCGAAUAAGGCAGCCAUAUGCCGUGAGACGACAAUUUAUAGAUGAAAUAUAUAAUAAAUAUAAAACCAGUUUAUCAAUAUCGGAGUGA
Cetraspora pellucida is the source of this 4032-nucleotide messenger RNA. NCBI's taxonomy places the organism in Eukaryota, Fungi, Glomeromycota, Glomeromycetes, Diversisporales, Gigasporaceae. The record is from the annotation of a GenBank genome assembly.